This is a messenger RNA of Aplysia californica (California sea hare), 1778 nucleotides long. RefSeq names its product V-type proton ATPase subunit e. Gene Ontology annotation, biological process: proton transmembrane transport. NCBI's taxonomy places the organism in Eukaryota, Metazoa, Mollusca, Gastropoda, Aplysiida, Aplysiidae. Gene Ontology annotation, cellular component: proton-transporting V-type ATPase, V0 domain. Gene Ontology annotation, molecular function: proton-transporting ATPase activity, rotational mechanism. The record is from RefSeq and is a predicted model, not a curated record.
AAUAGUCCAGAUCUGCCUGGUGCUAACAGCUGUGUGCUGCUACAUUUUCUGGUUGACUACAUUCAUCUCUCAGCUGAACCCACUCAUAGGACCAGAGCUGGAUGUAGGACUUAUAAGGAUGAUUCAAAUGGAAUGGAACUCAGAAUGAUGUGCCUGAGGACCAAAUUGAAAUCUGUGAUGGGAACAUGAAGGAAAUAGACUUGUCAUCUUGGAUUUACUUUCAUUUGGUUGGGAUAGUGAAAUGAAAAAAAAGAAAAAGGAGCAGUUAAGGGUUUGGAAUUGAUAGGUUUGUGGUUGGGUGUCAAAACUUUAAUGUACAUUAUUUUCAGACGCAUUGAUCAUUCCUGUAUAUGAUAUGUUGUGAUAGUCAGAACUUUUGUGUUUUGUAAAUUUAUCCAUAGCCAGUGUAUAUUUGUGAGGCGUCGUGGUGAAAUCAAGCGCUUGUCAAAAUAAUGAAAUAAAAAACCCGACAUUUUCUUCCCGUUUUGGCAAUUUUUUGGGAAUUUUUAUGUUUUGGCCCGAAACCUUUUAUUUUAUGUCUAUCUAUAAAUACAUUGCUCUUUUGAUUUUACUGAAAAACAUUGCUUUAAGGGCACAGAAAAUAUAAAUUUACGGUUUCAAGGAAACUAAAGUUUUGGAAGUCAUAAAACUGGCUGCUAUUUGCUUGCCAAUUUUACCUCUGAAACCAAGCGACCCCCAACUCCUUCAAUUGCAAAUAUUUUGACUUCCAUUGAAGAUAGAGAUGGGUACUUUUUUUUUUUUUACCAAAAGCAUGGCAACUGAACAAAAUAUAAGAUAAUACCAAUAACUCUGUAUAUGCCCAAAAAUUGAUGAGCGUUUGGUUCCACCGUAUCCUGACACAUUUGUGUAUUAUAUAAACUUGUGUAUGAAAGGGAUUGUCUAUGUAUUUGUUGCAUAAUCAGAUAUAAUUUUGUUUUGUAGUAUAAUGUACUUCUCUGGGUCUCAAAUCAGGUUUCCGUGCAAGUAGAAAUUUAUACAGCUGGAAUAGCCACAGCAGGCACCAGUUAAAAACAGGCGCAUUUAGCUACUUUCUUUUUUAACCACUUUUGUACUCACCAAAAGCAAAUAUCUGCAUUGGAUCUUAAAUUCUUAGCCUUUUGAAAUUAUGCAGCAAUGAUUUAUUAGUAGAGAUGUGUUCAUGAAUUGUUGUUGUUUUUGUGGUAUCCUUUAAGACUGCUUGCUGUUGUGUGCGAGUCAAAGAAAGCUUCAAGUUUGUCUUGCUAUCUUGAAUUUCUCUCUGUUGUCUUCCUGGUCCUCAGAACUGCAAUUCAGUAUGGCUUGUGGGUACUCAAACAAUUACACCUUUGAAAUGAUUUUGAUUAGGAAUGUUUUCCAAGAGAAUUUUGGUUUUGGUUCAAGAAAAAUAAAGAACUUUGGCUGUAAAUCUCUAAGAAAGAAGACCUCUUGCCCCGUUGCACACUGCAUUUUGGUAAUAUGAACUUACGUGUCCAUUGUGGAGAUGAUAUGAUAGUCCUAGUAAGCAUUUGCAGUUUAAUGUACUGAUAAGUCAUGGAUACUUCGGUUUCUUACAAUUUUUGAACAGUCACAUAUAUGUUGUCAGUUACUUUGACUUACAGAAUGAUCAGUGGAAAUGAAAGUAUGAAAAGGUGUGCUGUGAAAGUACAUCAUUGAUUAAAUUAUUGUUGUAAGUCUAGUCUCAUACUGUCUACUCUCAUCUGUCAUAAUUGUCAUUUUUUUUCCUUCUGAGUAUGUCUCAUUUGCACAAGUGUAAUAAAGAAUGGAGUAUGAUAGUCUUA